UUGGUAAAGAGUCUAUCACUCCUCAGAGACUGGGCUGGGAUCUGCUAAAUUUCAUAUAUCCUGUAACUGUGGUGUUACUGUUACUGUAUACCUAUGUAUAUGAAGUGGUAUCAUGUCAGUGGAAACUCAAUGUUAGGACAGACACGAGGAGCAUUACAGAGAUUCCAAUAGUUACAGCAAUGACAGUGGUGCCAGCAGCGAAAAUCAUCAGUAACAAUACAAUAACAUCAUCAUCAGGGGCAGUAACAAUCCCAACUACUACAACAACGACUUUCAAUCCGUAUUUACCAGGGCCCCCUUACGGACCUCACUCAGCAUCAGGGAGCACUUUAUCGCCAAAAAAUAAGACAUUAACUGAUGGAGUUGGGAUCCCAGAUGUGAAUGAUGCUGUGUGUGAACAUAUAAUUACAACAUAUAUUAUACCAAAUUUCUUGCAUUUUGUUGCAUUUGUUAUGGGAUAUUUCUACUUUCGUAUCCAAGACAACGAGCAACUGUAUGCUUUGAUGGAGAAGGUGUUUCUCCAAGCUGGCCCAUCACAGGGCAAAGUGGCAUCACAGUCAAAUAUGAUCAAAAGACUGAGGUUAUUCCUAGCUCUGGGUGCAGUGUGGGUGCUGGCGGUCAUGGCUCUGCAGGUGCUUUUUGUGGCAGUGUUUGGAAUUGACCAGAGAAAUGUGCUGUCCAGGGCUGGAAUCCUGGGCCAGUGGAUCCUUUUUGGCAUAGAGCUGGUGGGAAUUAUUAUUGUGAACUCUGUGAAUCUUGCAGUGAUUAUAAACUUUGCUACACAGUGUGAAAUGCUGAUAUUUUUCAUCAAAGGAAUCAGUACAAAAUUGCAGGAGAAAUCCAUGGAUUUGAAGUCAGCUAUGAAGGAUGUCCUGAUGGUCAGACACUCCAUAGGGUCACUGAAUGGACCCAUGUCACAGAUGACCUCUCUGGCCGCUAUAAGGUUUGCUGAACUGACUAUCAUUGCAGUGAAUGGUGUACAGUUGCAGGAUACAGUAAUACAUCAGUUGUUGACUGGUCUGACUCUGAGACUGCUUCAGAAUGGGACACCAUAA
This is a messenger RNA of Lingula anatina, 1055 nucleotides long. RefSeq lists its product as uncharacterized. Lineage: Eukaryota; Metazoa; Brachiopoda; Lingulata; Lingulida; Lingulidae. The record is from RefSeq and is a predicted model, not a curated record.